Molecule: messenger RNA, 339 nt
Organism: Morchella sextelata
Lineage: Eukaryota; Fungi; Ascomycota; Pezizomycetes; Pezizales; Morchellaceae
Exons: 1
Coding region: 1-339 (112 amino acids)
Source: RefSeq, a predicted model, not a curated record
AUGUCCACCACGUGCACAGACUCCCCCACCACCUACACCCCCAUCCCGCUCACGCCCGAGCUCGCCCCGCUGAUGGGCCACGGCAGCCCCGACGCCUCCACGGAGGAGCCAAAAAAGAAGAUCGCUAAGCUACUCGACACGCCCGCGCACGUGCUGCUGAUGCUCAAGAGCUGGCUCGGAUUCUCGCAGGUCGAGCGGUGGCAGAUCGAGGAGGAGGAGGCGCGGAUCAUGUUGCUGGGUGAGGAGGAGGAGGAGGACGAGGAUGAGGGGAUCGAUAUGGGAGAGGAGUCGGGGGGCGAGUCGGGGAGUGGGGAGAGUGAUGGCGAGGUGGAGUUUUAA